Striga hermonthica is the source of this 822-nucleotide messenger RNA. NCBI's taxonomy places the organism in Eukaryota, Viridiplantae, Streptophyta, Magnoliopsida, Lamiales, Orobanchaceae. The record is from the annotation of a GenBank genome assembly.
AUGACCGCGAUUUCGCUACAAAGUUCAUCUUAUCAGUCUCCCCGGCAGCAGCAGCAGCAGCUGCCCGCUAGCAGAAAAGUAGUACGGCUGGCAGGCUGUGCUGAAAUGGACUCGUUUUCCGUCGAUGACUUCGUGUUGAGGAGAUACUUUCACGGCUGGCAGGCUCUGUUCAACCCGGACAUCGUCGACACGUUCCUGUACAACCCCAUCUCUCGCCGCCGCAUAAAGCUUCCACCGAUUGAGCAAGAUAGACCUGCCGCCAAGGAGUGGAUUCCACUCGGUGAGAAGGAUAUGCUCCUGUUGUGGGACGAGGUGGCCGGCCGCCGGUGGAGCGGGCAUCUGAACUCGUGGAACCUGUGGGACCCACUUUACCCGGAGAAGAGGGAGCUGGCUGAGCUGGACAGCGGCAGGCAUGAUCAUUCAUUCAAUAAAUUCAAGUUUUAUGAUGGGCGGAUUGACCGUCAGCCGGAUGAUCUGCCGGCGGAGCAUCUGGUGGUGGUUGGCCGGGACGUGCCUGUGGUGACUCAGCACGCUGGUGGUGGUGGAUUUGACGUGCAUAGGUAUGAUCCGGAGGAAGAAGAAGGUGGAUUUAAGAGUUCGGGCCUUGAUGGUUGGGCCCUAUUCAUAGGCUUUCAGAGUAAUGCUUUUGCUUUGCCUGUGGCAAACUUUCCUGGGCUCAAGUCUAAUUCAAUUUACUUCACUGAUAACAUCUCUCAAGAUAACAGCACUGAAGUUGUUCACAUUUUCAAUUAUGAAGACAAGACCGUGUCGCGGAGCUAUUAUCCAUCUAAUUUUGAGAACCUUGAAAGGAUUUUGAAAUAA